Castor canadensis (American beaver) is the source of this 483-nucleotide messenger RNA. NCBI's taxonomy places the organism in Eukaryota, Metazoa, Chordata, Mammalia, Rodentia, Castoridae. The record is from RefSeq and is a predicted model, not a curated record.
AUGACGCUGGGGCCAGAGGAAGAAAACCAUAAUCUGGUUGGCCCCUCUUAUCUACUCUCUAUCCCAUGGCAGGUCCCAUACACAAGGACUGUGGCCUUGACCAUUGGUUCUUCAGUGACGAUCAGGGACACCUACUAUCGCUUUCGUGUGAACCCUCAACUGCAAGUGGAUUUCCAUACUGAACCCAGUGAGAAGUCUGACAUCGCCUUCCAUUUCCGAGUCUACUUUGGGUAUUCUGUGGUCAUGAACACUCGUCAGAGUGGAAAGUGGGAUGAGGUGAAAUCUUCCACGAUGCCCUAGGAUGGCAAACCAUUUGACCUGCGCAUCUUGGUGCUCCGCAAUGAGUACCAGGUAAUAGUAAACGGAGAACAGUAUUACAGCUUUGCCCAUCGAAUCCAGCCAAGCUCUGUGCAGAUGGUUCAGGUGUGGAGAGACAUCUGCCUGACCUCUGUGGAUGUCGUCUAGAUAAAGUGACCAGUCUCC